AUGGCACCGCCGCCGCUGCUCGGCAGCACCGACCUCUGGCGGCCCGUUGCCGCCGCCCGCGGGGGAGGCUGGGCCACGGCCGCCGCGCUCCUCCUCCUCCUCGCCUCUCACCUCGCCGUCCUCCUCGUCCGCCGCCGCCUCCGCGGCGGAGGCCGAAUCGCGCAACCGGAGGCCGCCGUGGCGCCCGCGCCUGCCUCCACGCCCCCCGGUUCUGCCUCAGGGAUAGAGGGACUAGUGACGGAGGGCGAUCUGAGGCAGCUGGUGGACAGCCUGGGCUUGGACGCGCGCGAGCCAGAGAGGCAGGGCUGGGAGCACGUCAUCUCCAAGAGCAACGACGACGUCUCCUACAAGGCCUGGUGCGACAAGCCCGCGGCUGGCCCUCCUAAAUAUCUGAGUAUUACAACAUACGAGAGAUGCUCGACUGAGCAGUUGAGGGACUUCUACAUGGAUAACGAGUACAGAAUGGAGUGGGAUAACACUGUCACAAAACAUGAGCAGCUGCAGUAUGAUGAGAACAGUGGAGUGGAGGUAGGGCGAACAAUUAAGAAGUUUCCACUUCUGACACCAAGAGAGUACAUAUUGGCAUGGCGAGUCUGGGAAGCAAAUGACAAGUCUUUCUAUUGCUUUAUCAAGGAAUGUGAACACCCUCUUGCGGCACGGCAGAGAAAGUUUGUUAGAGUGCGACUUCUAAGAUCAGGAUGGUGUAUUAGGAAAAUCCCAGGCAGGGAUGCAUGCCAAAUCACAGUGCUGCAUCAUGAGGACAAUGGAAUGAACAUAGAGAUGGCAAAGCUAGCCUUUUCCAAGGGCAUCUGGAGCUACAUAUGUAAAAUGAACAAUGCUCUACGUCGGUAUCCUCAGCAUCGCAGUCCAUCACUGUCGAUUCUGACCAUGCAGAAACUUAUGAAGAAGGAACCACAUAACUUGAGUAGACUGUUAUACUAUCUUGACCUGCUCGUUCACGAUCUGACAAAUCUAAGCCUGUUUGCAUAUCAGUUUCCCCAGGACUUGGAGGCCGCAGAUGCAAGCCUUUCUGCUUCCCAGAAUACUGCAGCAUCGGUCGUUCCUUCAACACCGACGGCCAGGACAUCACCAUGCAAGCUUCCGGGGAAGAAGUCGUCUCGCCAAAUGAUUGCGAGCGGGCUUCUGCUGGUUGGAAGCAUCGUUUGUCUAUCUCGAGGCCGAUCCAACCUCGGGGCGCAGCUCGCGAUGGCCUUCUUCUUGAAAAAGGCCUUCAAGCAAGAGAGGGAAUCAGGCUCAUCCACAUCAAGGACGAAACCAGACGUGACUAAUGCAGGCGGUAGCCGUACUGGUUUGACCGUUUGA
Miscanthus lutarioriparius is the source of this 1323-nucleotide messenger RNA. The record is from the annotation of a GenBank genome assembly. NCBI's taxonomy places the organism in Eukaryota, Viridiplantae, Streptophyta, Magnoliopsida, Poales, Poaceae.